CUAGGUAGAGGUUUCGCACUGAGUGAGUUCUUUGUUCCGUCUCCGCGUCUUUUGUUGCUGUAUCAAAGACGUUUGCACUGAUCUCAACAUUCCUCGACGACUUCAGAGCAGUAGUGUGUGAUUCUUCCGUCAGCACGCUCUUUACCGAAGGACUGGUGUCCAAGGGAUACUCAAGAGUUCCAUUGUAACCUAUGUGCAAGUCAACAAAAUGAACUCAGACAGCAGUUAUGAGAAGAUCAAACUAAGUUUUCUCUCUGUUAAUCAGGAACAAGGAGACUCCCUCACAUAUCUUAAAGGUAUUGAGGAUUGUGUGGGGCUCUAUCGCCAUGAUGAAAUAAGGGUGAAAGAAGAGUUCACGUGGACAAUUGGACCCUUCGAAGACACCAUCUUUAAAGAUAACAGAAAGAUAUUGGAGAACUGGCAGAUGCGGUACCUCCCUGAUCACAUGAUGAUGCAGGUGUUAGGAACCAUCAAAAAUAACAGCUGUGAACUAGGGUGCCUUCAAGUAGUCCUCAUGGUUUGUGAAGACAUGAAGCUCUACGCUUAUCGUGAAAUGGAGAUGCACCUGGUGGCAGACAACCUACAGGAGCUGUUUGAUGAAGGGAUCUCUUUCCCUGGAAAGAAAAUGUUUUAUCAUGGCCAACGUUUUGAUAAGAUGACAGAGGCGGACUUGAAAGCCGCGAAGAAGUCUGAUGCAAGGAAGACACUAAAUGAAAAACACAAGAAACUGCUGGAGUCACUGCUUCCUGAAUUUAAGGCAUCGAUGGCAGCUUUCAAACGUAAAGAAUCUGAAAUUGCACCUGCUGAAGGAAGAGCAAAGGGCCAAAGCCCAGGUGCGGAAUCAACAAAGAGAACUCUCCGAAGAAGUACAAGGAAGUUACCACUGGCCAGCAAGUCCCGGGAUCUUAAGAGGCAAAAGCCAAGUGCACCCCACCAGGGACGUGCACAGGGGGGGCGUAAGGUUGCAACUGCCCGUAUGCCCUGCUCGACUCAAGAAAAGGCAAAAAGGGAAAAAAGAAAGUAUCAGGAGAGAGAUAAGCAGCUAAAGGAGGCAGGAAAGGGGUGCACACCUUUGUAUGAUUAUUUUCCAAAAAAAAAAAAGCUAAGCAGCAGGUGAGACAGAGACAUUGCAUUGUGAUAAAGAUGACAAUGUGUAACAGGCUCAUAUUUUCAGACUAAUAUUUGAAGCCUACUAAUGGAAAUAUAUUAUAAUUACAUUACAUUUAAGAUGAGGAGCCACCACAAGCCUCCGGAACCAGAAAAACAUGUGGACCAGGAACAACAUAGAACAGGUGGACCUAAGUGCUAAUCAGCAAAUAUGAGAUGAAAGGACAAUGCUAGAAAGUGCAGGGAUAAAGAGCCAUAUGCUAAAUUGUAAUGCUAAUACAAUUGCUACAAUUGCUAAUACAAUGCUAAUUGUAAUCUUAAAAAAAAGUAUACGCUAUUUUAGAGAUUCUUUCAAAGACCUUGCCUGAACAAAACAUAAAUAACAUACCACUGCUUCUAGUGGGCCUUAUAAUAGUAAUGAUAAUGGUAAUAACAAUAAUAUAUUGUAGCGUAGCUCGGAUUCCGCUACACGGACUGGUGUUGUUGUUAUGCCGCGGUGUAUUGUGGGAGUACUACACCGCAGCUGUUAGCUUAGCCACAGUGCUAUCUGUUGUGUAUGUCCCAUUGUUGUGUGUGUGGUUGAUGUAGAA
Molecule: messenger RNA, 1697 nt
Organism: Clupea harengus (Atlantic herring)
Lineage: Eukaryota; Metazoa; Chordata; Actinopteri; Clupeiformes; Clupeidae
Source: RefSeq, a predicted model, not a curated record